CUCUUCUCUCCCAGAUUUCCCCUGCCUCCCAAUUUUCCCCUGUUCAACCACAUCAGAGAGAAGAGCAAGUCACGGCUAAUGGCUGCCACUCACUAUGAGUUUGUAGGAGAAGUACCUCUGGACAUUCUCUGUGGAAUCUGCCUGCUGGUACCACAUGAUCCGCAGCGAGUCACGUGCUGCGGACGCCAUUUCUGCCACCCGUGUAUCUCGGAGUGGAUGCAGGUUCAGUGCGGCCAGUGUCCGCUCUGCUUCAGACCCAACACCAGUCACCACGACGACCCUAGUCUGGCCCAGAGGAUCCUCCUCUUCCACGUCUACUGCACCUCCAGACAAAAGGGCUGCAACUGGCAAGGCACGCUACGAGAUCUCGAGGUAUAAGUAUACAUACUGUAUUAAUGUAUAUACCUCCAGCCUAGUAUGGUUUUUGACACUGUGCGAUUUUAUAUGCUUGUGCAAGGUAACAAAUUGUUAGUUCUGAAAUGUUUGCAUGUAAGUUGCACAAACACUGCUUUUUCCAUGUACCAUUAUUUUGCACCACAUGCGAAGUCACCCUCUUCUCGUUUUUCUCUCUCU
This is a messenger RNA of Geodia barretti, 573 nucleotides long. Lineage: Eukaryota; Metazoa; Porifera; Demospongiae; Tetractinellida; Geodiidae. The record is from the annotation of a GenBank genome assembly.